Lepisosteus oculatus (spotted gar) is the source of this 6153-nucleotide messenger RNA. The record is from RefSeq and is a predicted model, not a curated record. Lineage: Eukaryota; Metazoa; Chordata; Actinopteri; Semionotiformes; Lepisosteidae.
UCAUGUAACAUUGUAAAGAUGGGGGGUGGCGGGGGCGCGCACAGAGCCAGACGUAACUCUUCCCAGGGAGAGAGAGGGAGGGAGGUAGAGAGAUAAGAGAAACGUAGACGGAGAAGGGAACACGGAAAUAGAAGGAGCGGUGCAGAGCGAGAGGUGUGUAGGAGACCUACACUCAUCUGCUUCAGAAAUCCGAAUAUUGUGCGUACACUAACUCCUUUGCAGUAAUCAGACGGGGGAUUUUAUUGUGGACAAAGGAAGUGAAUUUUCUCCCCCGUAAGAGUAUCAUUCGGGAUUGAGAAUGUCGGGGAGCCGGGAGGAGGAGCGGCGGAAACUCGCCGACAUCAUUAACCACUGGAACGCCAACCGGCUCGACCUGUUCGAGAUCAGCCAGCCCACCGAGGACCUGGAAUUCCAUGGGGUGAUGAGAUUUUAUUUCCAAGACCGAGUAGCAGGAAACUUCGCCACCAAAUGCAUCCGGGUAUCCAGCACAGCCACCACACAAGAUGUAAUAGAGACGCUGGCGGAGAAGUUCCGACCUGACAUGAGGAUGCUGUCAUCCCCAAAGUACUCACUGUAUGAAGUUCAUGUCAGCGGGGAAGAACGGAAGCUGGACCUGGAUGAGAAGCCCCUGGUGGUGCAGCUGAAUUGGAACAAAGACGACAGGGAAGGCAGAUUUGUCUUAAAGAAUGAAAACGACAUUGCCCCAAAGAAAACACAGAGUAAUGGGCCAGAAAAACAAGAGAAAGAGGGGGUGAUACAAAACUUCAAGAGGACCCUGUCCAAGAAAGAGAAGAAAAAGGAAAAAAAGAGAGACAAGGAAGCCUUUCCUCGUAUUGUUGAUGGAGAUGAACGAUCUUUAAAUAGGGAGGAUGGCGAGAACUCAAGGUUAGCAGCUGAGGUGUACAAAGACAUGCCAGAGACGAGCUUUACACGUACCAUCUCAAACCCAGAGGUGGUCAUGAAGCGCCGGAGGCAACAGAAACUGGAGAAGAGGAUGCAGGAGUUCCGGAGCAGUGAUGGACGGCCAGACUCUGGAGGGACGCUGAGGAUCUAUGCGGACAGUCUUAAACCAAAUAUUCCCUAUAAGACAAUCCUUCUGUCCACCACGGACACUGCUGACUUUGCUGUGGCAGAAGCUCUAGAGAAGUAUGGACUAGAGAAGGAGAAUCCCCGGGACUACUGUAUUGCUCGGGUGGUGCUUCCCCCAGGGUCUCAGCAGUCAGAUGACAAGGGGGGGAAAGAGACCAUCCUCGAUGACACCGAGUGCCCCCUGCAAAUUUUCAGAGAUUGGCCUAGUGACAAAGGAGCCUUAGUGUUUCAACUGAAGAAACGCCCUCCUGAUUACAUUCCAAAGAAAGCUCGUAAGCCAGAAGAGAAGGUAUCCAGAGGGAGGUCAGUAGAUGUCCCUCUCCACAGCUCUCUACCUCCUGAGAAGCUCCCUUACCUGGUGGAGCUGAGCCCAGGGAGAGGGAAUCACUAUGCCUACUACAACUAUCGCCACCAGGAAGAUGGCUCUGACUCCAGGGAUAAACCAAAGCUCUAUCGGUUACAGCCGAGCAUCACUGAGGUGGGAACUGAGAAAAUGGAUGAUAAUUCCAUCCAGCUCUUCGGGCCUGGAAUCCUUCCGUACCAUUGUAACUUGAUGCAUGCAGACGGCCUGGUGACUGUGACACCCCGCAGCUUUGAAGCAGAGACGUUUGUAGAUGGGCAGCGCAUCACAGAGACCACCGUGCUUAGGAGUGGCAUGAAAGUCCAGUUUGGAGCCUCUCAUGUCUUUAAGUUUGUUGAUCCCAGCUAUGACCACAGCUUGUCCAAGAGGAGCAUGGACUCUGGACCCAUGGUGAAAGGACCGAGGAGUAAAUCAGGGAGUGUUCCCGAAACAACCUUUGACCUGCAUGGGGAAAUCCACAGUGGAGCGGCCCUCCCACCAAGCAAGAGCUCCGGAAAACUGGACAUGGAACAUUCAGGCCCCACAUCUAACCUGAGUGAGAGAGGCAUGGUGAAGCCGAUGGUAAGGGGGGAGCAGCAGGAUAACAGAUCCCAGGAUGGACUGGGGCCAGAAUUGACACUACCGGCCAGCAUCGAGUUCAGGGAAAACUCUGAAGAUGCUUUCCUGUCGGCCAUCAUCAACUACACCAACAGUUCCACCGUCCACUUCAAACUGUCUCCCACAUAUGUGCUGUACAUGACCUGCCGCUAUGUGUUGUCCAGCAACUACAGGCCAGACAUGAGCCCCUCCGAGCGCACACACAAGGUGAUAGCCAUAGUUAACAAGAUGGUGAGCAUGAUGGAAGGAGUCAUCCAGAAACAGAAGAAUAUCGCUGGAGCCCUGGCGUUCUGGAUGGCCAAUGCAUCAGAGCUGCUCAACUUCAUCAAACAGGACAAAGACCUCAGUCGCAUCACCUUAGACGCUCAGGAUGUCCUGGCCCAUUUAGUCCAAAUGGCCUUCAAGUACCUGGUGCACUGUCUGCAGUCUGAUCUCAGUAACUACAUGCCUGCUUUCCUAGAUGAUCCUGAAGAGCAAAACCCACAACGUCCUAAAAUAGAGGAUGUGCUCCACACCCUGACAGGAGCCAUGUCCCUGCUGCGCCGUUGCCGUGUCAACGCUGCCCUUACCAUCCAGCUCUUCUCCCAGCUCUUCCACUUUAUCAACAUGUGGCUCUUCAAUAAACUGGUCACCGAAUCCGACUCGGGCCUGUGUUCACACUACUGGGGGGCCAUCCUUCGCCAGCAGCUCAGCCACAUUGAGGCUUGGGCUGAGAAGCAGGGCCUUGAGCUCGCCGCCGACUGCCACUUGAGCCGCAUUGUACAGGCCACAACUCUCCUCACCAUGGAUAAGUACUCCAUGCAGGAUGUUCCCAGCAUUCAUAACACCUGCUUCAAACUGAACUCCCUGCAGCUUCAGGCGCUACUGCAGAAUUACCACUGUGCCCCAGAUGAGCCCUACAUUCCUCCUGAGCUGAUUGACAACGUGGUGGCUGUGGCAGAGAACACUGCCGAUGAGCUGGCACGCAGUGAUGGGCGCGAAGUCCAGCUGGAGGAGGACCCCGACCUGCAGCUCCCCUUCCUGCUGCCUGAGGACGGCUAUUCCUGUGAUGUGGUCCGCAACAUUCCCAACGGUUUCCAGGAGUUCCUGGAGCCACUUUGCCAGAGAGGGUUUUGCAGACUGAUUCCUCACCCUCGCUCACCUGGCACCUGGACCAUCUAUUUUGAAGGAGCUGACUGUGAUAGCCAUUUUUCUGCUGAUAACGCAGACCUGCAAAUGCGUAAGGAGCCAGAAGUUGUAACUGUCACUCUAAAGAAGCACAAUGGAAUGGGACUCAGCAUUGUUGCUGCAAAGGGUGCUGGACAGGACAAACUAGGAAUUUACAUCAAGUCUGUUGUGAAGGGUGGAGCUGCUGACAUGGAUGGCCGGUUGGCGGCAGGAGACCAGUUACUCAGUGUGGAUGGGCGUAGCCUUGUGGGCCUUUCUCAAGAAAGGGCUGCUGAGCUCAUGACACGAACAGGCUCUGUUGUAACACUAGAGGUUGCCAAGCAGGGAGCAAUUUAUCAUGGACUGGCCACACUGCUCAACCAGCCCUCACCAAUGAUGCAGAGAGCAUCAGACCGUGGCCGCGGCUCAGGUAAACCCAGACCAAAGAGUGAGGGCUUUGAGCUCUACAACAACUCUGCGCAGAAUGGCUCUCCAGAAAGUCCCCAGGGCCCGUGGGGCGAGUAUCACGAACCAAAGAAAAUAACCGGUGAGGAGAGGCUGCUGAAGAACAGGGCUGACCACCGUUCUAGCCCCAAUGUGGCCAACCAGCCCCAGAGCCCAGGAGGAAUGCCUGUUUAUUCAGGGGGACCGACAGCGAAAAUCACCUCAGUCUCGACUGGCAACCUCUGCACCGACGAUCAGCCCCCUCCUCCCCGUCCUGAAGCCUACCCUAUUCCCACCCAGACCUACACUAGGGAGUACUUCACCUUCCCAGCUCCUAAAUCUCAGGACCGUAUGGGCCCAGGCCCGGGGCAGCAGUGGCAGAGCUACGAGGACGGAGUCCCAGGUCAGCAUGACGACCGUCACCCUGGCAACAUGGUGAUACAGCGGGCCACUCGCUCUCAGGAGGAGCUUUCUGAUGACAGGGGUUUAUAUUACUUGGAGAGGGGCCGCCAGGAGGACCUGGCUCACCUGCAGCACCGAGAGGCAGAGUACCAACGAGAGCAUGGCAGUGGAGAACACUGGAACCACCAAGUGUCCUCCUCUGUGGAGUCGAGCACCUCCAGCCAGGAGCACCUCAACUACUCCUCUUCCUCUAAGAACGCCCCCAACCACAAGAGUGGGCCUGGCCGCUGGAAGACACCUAUAGCCCCUCACUCGGCUCCUGUGGCUGUCUCCCAACCCAUCCGCACAGACCUUCCACCCCCACCUCCACCCCCUCCACCUGUACAGUACGCAACCGAGUUUGACUCCCAGGCCGAACUGCCUCUUCCUCCCCCUCCUGCCCAACAGGCAGCUGACCGUAAGAAGCGGGAGGAGCAGCAACGUUGGUACGAGAAGGAGAAGGCGAGGCUGGAGGAGGAGAGGGACAGGAAGAGAAGAGAACAAGAGAGAAAACUAGGCCACAUGCGCAACCCUCCAGGGCCUGUCCCUCUCGCCAACCAGCAGAUCGGGCCUAUGCCUCCUCCGCCGCAACACCAGCAGUUACCUCCCCCUCCAGCACCUAUACCGAUGCAACAGCCACAAUCCUACCUCCCGCCUCAGCAGCAGCAGCCCCCAAGACCAGAGAAGUUAUCCAGCAUCCCACGGGCGCCCCCUCCUCCGCAGGAGACAGUAAUCCGGGAGCUGCUUCCCCAGCAGCAACCUCGAACCAUUGAGCGCAGAGACUUGCAGUACAUCACCAUCAGUAAGGAGGAGUUGUCCUCCAGCGACAGCCUUUCUCCUGACCCCUGGAAACGGGAUGCCCGAGAAAAACUGGAGAAACAGCAGCAGAUGCAUAUUGUGGACCUGCUGGACAAGGAGAUUCAGGAGCUGCAGGCCAAGCCAGAGCGCACAGCCGAGGAGAACGACCGGCUGCGCAAGCUGAUGCUGGAGUGGCAGUUCCAGAAGCGGCUACAGGAGUCUAAGCAGAGUGAGGAGGAUGAGGAGGAGGACGACGACGAGGAUGUGGACACCAUGAUGAUCAUGCAACGGCUAGAGGCUGAGAAGAGAGUGCGGCAGACUGCUGUUCCAGCAAUCUCUGUUCUAGACUUGUUGCAGGAUGAGGAGCGCCGUCGAAAGCAGCAGCUGGAGGAGAUCCGAAAGAGGGAGGCAGAGGACCGGGCCAAGCAGGAGGAAGAGCGGCGCUGGAGAGAGGAGGAGAGGGCUCGACGAGAGGCCGAGGAAAAGAGGAGACAGGAAGAGGAGUACUACACACGCCUGGAGGCCGAGAGGCGCCGGCAGCACGAGGAAGCUGAGCGAAAGCUGCUGACGCCUGACGAGCCUGGUCUGUACAGACCUCCCCUCCCCCGGGACUAUGAGCUCCCCUCCCCCGCCCCUGCCACUAACGCUCCUCCACCCCCGCCUCAGAGAAACACCUCUUACCUCAAAACCCAGGUCAUCUCCCCUGACGCGUUGUACACUGCCAAGUUUGUCUCGUACACUGAUGACGAGGAGGAGGACGCAGGCCUAGCAGGAUAUAAUUCGUACACUGGAAAUGCAACAGGGGUUGUAGGAUCGCAUGAAGUUUACAAGGACCCACGAGAAAAAUGGGGUAAAGGUGGCCAGGAACAAGAUACUUCUGUAGGCAGUGAAGCCCCGGAGAGCCUGACUUUUAAAGAACGUCAGCGACUUUUUUCCCAGGGACAGGACGUGUCCAACAAAGUCAAAGCAUCUCGGAAGCUAAUGGAGCUGGAAAAUGAACUGAACACAAAGUAAAGACUGGAGCCAAGCCCUCCAAGCCCAAACCCUCCCACCAUCCUGCUGGGAAAGAGAACACCUUUAUCUGCAGAGAGUCAUAUGUUUCUGAAGUAACUGGACUGUUAAAUAUGAUUUAGGUAUUCUUUUGCAAUAGGAGAAGAGGCAAUAUUGCUUACUUUCCAUGAGAACUAUCAAAGAUAUAAUAAAGCACUGUAUAAAAUGUUUUAAUUAUAUUCAAAAAAUCACAUGAAGGGGGUUCUAUUUUUUUUCCUUUAACGGUU